ACCGCUCGUGUCGUCAAGCCCCGUGUCUCCCGCACCAAGGGCCACCUGAGCAAGCGCACCGCUUUCGUCCGUGACGUCGUCAAGGAAGUCUCCGGCCUUGCCCCCUACGAGCGCCGCGUCAUUGAGUUGCUCCGCAACUCCAAGGACAAGCGUGCCCGUAAGCUCGCCAAGAAGAGGCUCGGCACCUUCGGCCGCGCCAAGAGAAAGGUCGAGGAAAUGACCCGCGUCAUCGCCGAGUCCCGCCGUGUCGGUCACUAA
Messenger RNA from Colletotrichum phormii, 258 nucleotides. Its product is annotated as 60S ribosomal protein L36. Lineage: Eukaryota; Fungi; Ascomycota; Sordariomycetes; Glomerellales; Glomerellaceae. The annotation marks the transcript as partial. Gene Ontology annotation, molecular function: structural constituent of ribosome. The record is from RefSeq and is a predicted model, not a curated record. Gene Ontology annotation, cellular component: cytosolic large ribosomal subunit; ribosome. Gene Ontology annotation, biological process: cytoplasmic translation. The transcript is spliced from 2 exons.